Molecule: messenger RNA, 480 nt
Organism: Hemiscyllium ocellatum (epaulette shark)
Lineage: Eukaryota; Metazoa; Chordata; Chondrichthyes; Orectolobiformes; Hemiscylliidae
Product: zinc finger protein 239-like
Exons: 3
Coding region: 1-480 (159 amino acids)
Biological process (GO): negative regulation of transcription by RNA polymerase II
Molecular function (GO): DNA-binding transcription repressor activity, RNA polymerase II-specific
Source: RefSeq, a predicted model, not a curated record
AUGGAGAAACCAUGGAAAUGUGAUGACUGUGGGAAUGGAUUCCAUUCCCUGUUAACUCUGGAGUUUCAUCGAUGUGGUCACUACAGGGAGAGGCCGUUCACCUGCACCGAAUGUGGGAAGGAAUUCCCUGAUUUGUCUGCCUUGCGGCAAGUUCACACAGGGAAGAGGCCACCUACCUGCUUGGAGUGUGGAAAAAUGUUCACGCAGUUAUCCAGCCUGCGCAUGCACCAACGAGUUCACACUGGGCAGAGGCCAUUUCCUUGCUCUGAUUGUGGAAAAGAAUUCACUGUGUCAUCAGACCUCAGUCUUUCCCCUGAAGCAGCUGCUAACGGUCACUUGGGGCACGAGGCGGCCGUUAACCGCCAUCUCGCGCGGGGCCUGAAGCUAAAAUGGCGCCGGGGCCACGCGGGAAGGAAAAGCGCCGAGGGAGAGCGGACUGUGUCAACAUGUCCCGUCCCCGAGGGUCAGGAUGGUGGUUAA